Messenger RNA from Colletotrichum navitas, 630 nucleotides. RefSeq lists its product as uncharacterized. The record is from RefSeq and is a predicted model, not a curated record. Lineage: Eukaryota; Fungi; Ascomycota; Sordariomycetes; Glomerellales; Glomerellaceae. The transcript has 2 exons. Gene Ontology annotation, molecular function: metal ion binding; pre-mRNA 3'-splice site binding. Gene Ontology annotation, cellular component: spliceosomal complex; U2AF complex. The coding region runs from base 1 to 630 and encodes 209 amino acids. Gene Ontology annotation, biological process: mRNA splicing, via spliceosome.
AUGGCCAACUUCCUCGCCUCCAUCUUCGGCACCGAGCUCGACAAGGUCAACUGCUCAUUCUACUUCAAGAUCGGAGCCUGCCGCCACGGCGACCGCUGCUCCCGGAAACACGUCAAGCCAAGCUACUCCCAGACCAUCCUCAUGCCCAACCUCUACCAAAAUCCGGCAUACGACCCCAAGAACCGCAUGAACCCGUCCCAGCUGCAGAACCACUUUGACGCCUUUUACGAGGAUAUUUGGUGCGAGCUCUGCAAGUACGGCGAGCUAGAGGAGCUGGUCGUGUGCGACAACAACAAUGACCACCUCAUCGGAAACGUUUACGCGCGCUUCAAGUACGAAGACUCGGCCCAGAAGGCCUGCGAUGACCUCAACUCGCGGUGGUACGCCGCGCGACCCAUUUACUGCGAGCUAUCUCCCGUCACCGACUUCCGCGAAGCCUGCUGCCGCCUUAAUUCGGGCGAGGGCUGCGUCCGCGGCGGCUUUUGUAACUUCAUCCAUCGGAAGAACCCCUCCGAGGAUCUGGACCGCGACCUCACACUCAGCACAAAGAAGUGGCUCAAGGAGCGUGGCCGCGACGAGCGCAGCCCCUCGCGCUCCCCCACCCCGGAGCCCACGCGCCGCCGGUACUAG